Molecule: messenger RNA, 2388 nt
Organism: Theileria orientalis strain Shintoku
Lineage: Eukaryota; Apicomplexa; Aconoidasida; Piroplasmida; Theileriidae
Product: DNA mismatch repair protein Msh2
Exons: 9
Coding region: 1-2388 (795 amino acids)
Biological process (GO): mismatch repair; mitotic recombination
Cellular component (GO): nucleus; MutSalpha complex
Molecular function (GO): mismatched DNA binding; ATP-dependent DNA damage sensor activity; ATP binding
Source: RefSeq, a predicted model, not a curated record
AUGUAUUUGUCUGCCUCAGAAACGAGUGAGCACCCAAAAGCUCACGAAGAGGCAAAAGAUGUUAAAACUGAGGGAAACAGAGGCUCAGACUAUGAUUUAAAAAUUUUGAGUGUCGUCGUGUUGUCGUCCUCGCCAAUCGUCAAGCAGGUGGGCAUAUUCCUUUUCAACAUCUCGGAAUUCACGCUCAAGGCCUGCGAAAUCGCGGACAACGAGUACUUCACGAAUCUGGAAUCGCUAAUUCUCCAAGUAAGUGAAAUCAAUCCUUCCAACUGCGUGCUGGGAAUAAACAAGGACUCGCUCGACUAUAAGCGCCUGAACCACGUGUUCACGGUCUGCAAUCUGCCUUGCAGCUACAAGUUCCAGACCGUAAAGGACAUCACGAGCGUGGACGGCAAGUUGCACUUCAAGGUCACGAACUCGCUUGAGUUCUUGCUUUCCAAGGAUGACGAGCUGAAGAACCACACCAAGGAGGUAUCGAUGAGGCUGGCUAUGAAGGCCUUCUGCCUUGUGACUGACUACGUGAAGUACCAGGAGCGCGGCUUCAAGGCCCGCUUCACGCUCUCGACGUACACCAUGGACAGCUACCUGUGCAUGGACAGGGCUGCCUUCGGGUCGUUAUCGAUUCUGCCCCUCAACACAGCGAACCAAAAGGUGAGUGUCUACGACCUGCUGAACAAGUGCCGAACCUCGAUAGGGUCUCAGCUGCUGAAAAUGUGGAUCUCGCAGCCGCUGGUGGACCCAGAACAGAUCAGAAAGAGGCACGACUGCGUGGAGGUCUUCAGGUCCAUGUACAGGACCAUACAGGCGGAGUGCCUGAGGAAGGUGCAGAACAUGGAUCUAAUUCUGCUCAAGUUUAAGAACUUCGAGAUGGGAAUCGACGCUAGGAACUCGAAGCAGCCGACAUUCGAAGAUCUCGUGACACUCUACGACUGCAUCAUCUCCGUGAACAGGUUAAACCAGUUCACACUUAAAAAGUACACGGGAGCACACGCAGAUACGAUAAAGCAGACCUUCAUAGAGCCUCUAUCGAAGAUAUCCUCUAAAUUUGAAAGUUACCUGAGGCUCGUGGAGAGAACAAUAGACCUGAAGGAGGCUGAAAACAGGAACUACCUCUUCAACAGGAAUUUUGACGAAAACCUGAAGGAGCUGUCGGCGAAGCUGGAUAAAAUCAGGUCGGAAAUGGAGGCGCAGAGGCAGGCGAUACAAGACGAGCUGCCGUACAGCUCAAUGAAGAAGGGCAACCUGGUCAAGCUAGUGGAGUGUAACACCAUGGUGUUCCUGCUCAGAGUCCCGAAGAAGGAGCAGAACAACGUGCAGAGGUGCAACCUGCCAGGAAUAACGAUCGAGAAGGUGAGGCUGAACAAGAACGAGUUCCUUUUCACGACGCAAAAGUUGCGGAAGCAGUGCACCCAGUACAAAAACACAAUGGCAGAGUACGAGGAGUGCCAGAAGCUAAUGGUAAACAGGACCUUCAAGGUGGCCUGCACGUACUGGGCGCUGCUGGAGAGGUUCAUAAAGGUCGUGGCGACCCUGGACGUGCUGACCGCCUUCGCGGAGGUCUCAACCAUAUUCAACUACGUGCGGCCGGAGAUCGACGAAAGCGGGGAGAACGUGCACCUGGUGGAGGCGAGGCACCCCCUGGUCGAGUACGUCCUGGCGGACCACUCGUUUAUUCCGAACGACCUUCACAUGAACAGGCACACCUCACGGGUGCACAUAACAACGGGCCCGAACAUGGGCGGGAAGUCGACGUACAUAAAGCAGGUCGGAAUCAUAGCGGUGAUGAACCAGAUCGGCUCGUUCGUCCCUUGCAAGGCGGCGAAGCUCCCAAUAUUUAGACACGUGCUGUGCAGAAUAGGGGCCUCGGACAUUCAGCUAAGGGGAGUCUCUACGUUUCUGGCGGAAAUGGUCGAGUCGUCAGCAAUACUGAGAAUGGCAAACGAGCAUUCGCUGGUGAUCAUAGACGAACUGGGGAGAGGAACCUCAACGCACGACGGUUUCGGACUCUCGUGGGCAAUACUGGUUGACCUCAUCGAGAGGGCAAAGUGCUUCUGCCUGUGCGCUACCCACUUCCACGAAAUGGGAGCUCUCGCCCAAGAGCAUGCCGGAGUCGUCAACAAACACCUCACUGCGCAGUUCUUUGGCGACACGAACACGAUGACGUUCCUGUACAAGGUCAAGGACGGCGUUUGCAAGAAGUCGUUCGGCAUAAACGUCGCACUGAUAGCAAACUUCCCGAAAGAUGUUGUGGAGAGUGCGCGGAAGAGGCUGGAUGAGCUGGAGCGCAAAUACCAGCCGAGCAGGGCAGAGGCGGUGAAGCAGCUUCUGAGGUGCUCAACCUUCGGAGAAUUCAAGGAAAACUUACACACUCUAGAGUUGAAAACGUAA